CCAAGUUAGUUUUAAAAUCCCAUGAUAACGCCAUAACUGAUCUUCAUCUUGUAUUAAGUGUCAGUAUUCUUUGCAUUUUAUUAAAUUCAUAAAGGAUUUUGUGUCCCAAAUUCCUGUUUGCUUGGAAGGCAUUCGUUUGAGCUGUUAAUCAUUAGUCAUUUCACCUGUUGAAGACAGAACUUCCACCGUACUCAAUGGCUACGAAUUCUGAAGCAGCUGCUCCUAGAUUACCGACAAGACCUCCCCAUAGACAUGAACAGCUUAAAGCUACUUUAAAGGAGGCCUUUCCUGACACAGAUGAUGCAAUUAUUCGUGCAGUUUUAGCCGCAAGCGGAUUUCGUAUUGAACCAGCUUUUAAUGCUUUAUUAGGACUGAAUGAUCCCAGUGUGGCAGAGGAAUUAGAACAAUUGCAGUCGACUCCUACUGCUCCUCAGGCCCCAUCAAAAGGAUCUAAUCUAAAGCAGUUGGAAGAAGAUGAGAUGUGCGCGAGGAAAUUAGCCAGACGCUAUCGACAGUAUCCCGCAUCUAAUCGUGAGCGUAGAGCCAUGAUGUCUUCAAAAGAGGCUCCAAGGAAUGAAAACCAAAGACAUUCUUAUGAUGAGGACAGUGAUGACUAUUCAUUUCUUGAAGAUGAUCUUCCUGUUCUGAAAGAUAAUUUCGUUCGAGGAUUUCAGUCGAUUAAGCAGCGAGGUAUGGCAUGGAUGGAUAGAGUUGCUUCUAAGCUUGAUGGAAGUGAUGAUGAAAGAGAAAAUGAUUAUGAAACUCCAGUUUUUAAUAAUUACUCUAAAAAACCAAUCCCUACUGCUACUGAAUUGGAGUCUGCAUACGAAGAUAUUCCUCCGCCUAUGCCUGCACGAAAAAAUUCAAGGCCAGAUACUGCUAUAUCGCUCCCCCCUUAUGAAGCUGAUCCCCAUAUGUUAAAUGAAAAGGACUUUGAGCGUCUUCGAUUGGAGUCUACAUCUUCGCCUUUGAUGGGUCGUUCUUCUCUAGCGUCUACUAGAAAGUCUGUUGAAUCAAGCUCUUCAGCAGCUUUUACUGAGGGACAAUCAUUAAUUUUGGAUAGCAAUGGGGCCAUAGAAGUUUCCAACUCUGCCUUUGCUUUGGACGAUAGCGAUUUGGAAUCCAACUAUGAAGAAGAUACAGCUGAAAAAGAUCCAAAUAAUAUUUCGAACAAAGGGAAAGACGCUGAUAAACAAACCAAGGAAAACGCCCGUGACCUUGAAAGUGUUUCUGAGGAACAAUAUGGUCCUGCGACAAAGACUGAACACGACGCUGUGAAGAAGGACAAAAAGACGGAUACGGUGGAAGAUACAAAUCCGGAUACAAAGGCCGAGAAAAUUGAAAACGGGCCUAAAGACUCAUCAAUUUCUAAUGAAAAGCCUAAUGAAGAAGAAAAUACUACCGAAAAAACUCAAUCAUCGAAUGAAAAGGACAACUCGACUUCAUAAACUUUUUGUGUUGGAGAAAAUAGUAUUCUCUAAUUAACGUUACAAUACUGAAACGACAUUGAUGUUCCAGUGAGUCGCUGAUUCAGGCAUUGCACUUCCCAUUGUUGACAUUCUUUUACAAUGGACUUAUCUUGGUAGGUAAUAUAUAAUGAAGCGGUAUACACAAGAGCAAUCAUUUACUUGGAAUUUAUUGGUACUUAAUAUAUUCACAUGAAAACACAAA
Molecule: messenger RNA, 1671 nt
Organism: Schizosaccharomyces cryophilus OY26
Lineage: Eukaryota; Fungi; Ascomycota; Schizosaccharomycetes; Schizosaccharomycetales; Schizosaccharomycetaceae
Product: CUE domain-containing protein
Exons: 3
Coding region: 195-1448 (417 amino acids)
Biological process (GO): ubiquitin-dependent protein catabolic process
Cellular component (GO): cytoplasm
Molecular function (GO): ubiquitin conjugating enzyme binding; ubiquitin binding
Source: RefSeq, a predicted model, not a curated record